Messenger RNA from Ostrinia nubilalis (European corn borer), 3575 nucleotides. RefSeq names its product piggyBac transposable element-derived protein 4-like. Lineage: Eukaryota; Metazoa; Arthropoda; Insecta; Lepidoptera; Crambidae. The coding region runs from base 87 to 2399 and encodes 770 amino acids. The transcript has 7 exons. The record is from RefSeq and is a predicted model, not a curated record.
CUACACAACGUUGGCAGUAUUGAAGCCAUUCAAAAUAAUAAUAAUAACGUUGGCAGUGUUAAAAUAUUAUAAAUUUGUGUUAAAUCAUGGAACGUGAAAUGAGAGGAGGUCGCACGCGUGGUGGCGAAAACGCACGAGGCGCACGAGGUGGUGGUAGUGGUGACGCAGGACGGCCAUCAGUCUUGGAACCGAUGAGCAGCCUGGACGUCAGCGAAGUGCCGCAAGGCAGUGGCCUGGAGCGGCCGCUCCACGCUCCCAAGAGAUCAAGAAUUUUGCGCUCGGCAACAGUUACCAACAUUCGAGAGCAUACGGGAGCGUUGAGCACUGCUGACGAUGCUGGGCCGCCGUCGGUUCCAAUUGACAUUCCAACUGAUGUGCCAUCAUCACUGCCACCACCAGACCCCGCACCCGGACUGGAAGAGCUGGAGGCGUCGUCACCGGCACUAUAUUUGGAAUGCGGUGGUAGCGGCGUGUCCACUCCACGUGCUGCGGGGAGUGGGCCGUUGACGCCACGAGGCGAUACGAGGCGUAGUUUGUUGGAACGUCCGAACGACCACGAAAUAAUGGAACAUCUGUUCUAUGGAAGUGAGGAAGAUUCUUCGGAGGAGGAGGACGGGGACGCUCUGCCGAUGCCAAUUCCGCGCACGGUACGAGCGUUCCUCGAGGAUGAGUUCCGUGGGGAAGAGGGGGCCGCACCAGCGGCCCUUGAUUUUUCAUGGCCUCCUACGCACUUCACCCCCUCCGUCGAGCCGCCUUCGCCCACAGUUCAGAUGUUGCCAGCGGUCCCGGUCUUGCAGCCAGCGGUCCCGGAGCCCGCAGUUCCGGAGCCGGAGGUGCCGUCGGCGUCGUUCAAUUUGGAUAAGUUUGACUUCCAGUGGAGAGCUUUCACUCAACCUCAAAUCGCACCUGAGUUGAGGAGGGAAACGUUCUCCGAAAUUAAUUGUGGACCCACUACUCCGUAUGCCACCCCAUAUGACGCUUUUGUAGCCAUUUGGGAUCAGCAAAUUAUGGAGCACAUUGUUGUAGAGACAAACCUGUACGCCCAACAGCUAGCGGCAAUUAUGAUUCAGUCCAACACUAUGUGUCCUAGCAGUAGGAUAACAAAGUGGGUGGACACGACUGUCGACGAACUGUACGUGUAUUUCGCCAUAACCCUAGUAAUGGGGAUUGUGGUGAAAUCGCGUAUUGAGGAGUACUGGAAUUGUUCUCGUGACAUUUUCUGUACUCCUGAGUUCCCGACAGCGAUGAGUUGUGAUCGCUUCUUGUUGUUGAGUAGGUGUCUCCACUUCCAAGACAACGCGUUUUGCAAUCCUGGUGAGCUAACGAGAGCUCAAGCUAAAUUGUUUAAAAUUCAGCCUAUCGUUGACCAUUUAAAUAUUAAAUUCUCCCAUUUGUAUACAUUGGAUCGAAAUGUGGUACUUGAUGAGAGUCUGACGAUGUGGAAGGGGUGGUUGGCCAUCAACCAAUUUAUUGAAAAUAAAGCAGCAGCAGUCGGAAUCAAGAGUUUUGAGCUGUGUGAGUCAAAGACCGGAUACUUGUGGCGUUUUGAGGUCUAUUCGGGUCACGAAGUAGCCUUAAAUGCUCAAGCGUCCCCAGUCUCUGGGAUCAUACCCUCAAUAGUCUUGAGGCUACUGAAGGGUCUCGAGCACAGAGGCCAUACGGUAUGGAUGGAUAAUUAUUAUAAUUCUCCUGCACUAUCCCGGGAGUUAAAGUGCCGUGGGUUCGACUGCGUGGGGACGCUACGCACGAACCGCCCGUUCGUUCCCACGGAACUGAUGCACCUUUCAAAGGGCAACAGGGCUGUCGGUCAUGUGUGUGGCUGUACCUCAGGGGACGUUGAUCUCAUUGUAUGGCGAGAUAAGAACAGUGUGGCUCUUACCUCGACAUACCAUGGGUUAGCUACCGUGAAGUGUGGCGCCACCCUGAAACCGACCGUCAUCGCAGAUUAUAAUCUGUGUAUGGGGGGCGUUGAUCGUAAAGAUAAAAUGCUGGCGAUGUAUCCCCUUGAAAGGAAGCGUACUUCCGUGUGGUACAAGAAAUUGUUCCGGCGGUUGCUGAAUGUGAGCACAUUAAAUGCCUACAUACUAUACAAAUCCCAGCAAUCAACUACUCACCGAAGUUUUCGCAAGACUUUGGUGAAGGAGUUGUUGUCACGGCACUCUCCACAACCCAGGCCUACGCCCACUAUUACACACCACACUGAAACAGUCAGAAACACACAAGGCUUCAAGCACUACCUGAAGCAGUACACUGCGUUGGAGACCUCCAGCCACCGGCGGAACUGCGCGGAGUGUGGCAAGCGCGUCACAUCGUACUGCAACGGGUGCGAAAAAGCGCUUUGCGUUUUUUCAUGCUUUGAGCCUUACCACACAAAACUGUUCAGAAACACUACACAGUAACACUUUUUUUUUGAUGGUAUUUGUGUGCGUAUGUUUAGUAACCAUCGUAACAGCUUUUUGUUGUAGGUAUAAUAAUUGUCCAUAUAUCGUAGCUGCUUUGUUUUUGAUGGCUACAUUUUGAUCCCUAUAUUUAUUUAUUUAUGUAUAGUAUUUAUUUAUGUAUGUAAUGUAUAUUUUACCUUAUUUAUUUAUUAUCUUAUAUUUAUUAUAAUUAUAAAUAGGAGAAUAUCGCGUUUUUUUCUUUUUUGUUUUAAGGAUUGCAGAUCGCGUUGUCUUUUUUUUUUUUGUACCCGACUUCAAUAUUAUGUACUGUUUUUUGUAUGUAUGUACACCGAUUGGUGUAUGUACUGAUUUUUUUGUACACGGGUCAAGAUUGGUGAUCAGAUUUGAUUUCUUUUUGUUCGAUGGUCCUACCUUGGUUCCUUACAAAUUUACAAAUUUUAUUUACAUUGAAAAUUAUUAAUAACUUGAAAAAAUCGAACUGCCUAAUGCGGCCUUAUUAUUAUUGCGUGCCUUAUUUACUUUUACCAUUCGUUUACAUUUGUUUACUUGGAGAUCUAAGAUGUAAUUUUCAAGAUACCUUGUAUUACCCUGUGCACAUGUUUAUUAAAAAAUUGAAUUGUUUUUUUGGUUUUUAGUGCACGUUUUUUUUUUGUUUUUAGUGCACAUUUGUUUUUCUUUUUUUUUUUUUUGAAGUCGGUACAAACUGGAAGUCAAACCCUCUUAUCUUAAGUUAAUUGUGUUGCGUAUUGAUAUUUUUUUUUUGUUUGUUUAAGCAUUGCUUUUUUGGUGCAAUCUCUAAGGAGAAUGUUUUAUUUUGUUUGUUUGAGCAUUGAUUUUUUGGUACAAUAUCUAAGGAGAAUAUUUUAUUUUGUUUGUUUGAGCAUUGAUUUUCUGGUACAAUAUCUAAGGAGAAUAUUUUAUUUUGUUUGUCAAGUAUAAAGUGUUAACUGUAAUUGUUAUAAAAUCAUAAUUAUCUAUGAAUAUUGUAAAAAAUAUUAUUUAUAGUUUGUUCUAGAAGACUACAGCAUUUCUUUAUUUUUUAAUUUUGUUUAAGAUGUUGAAUAAACAACAUUAAAAACUUAGGUAAAAGCUGAUAACAAUUUAAAAGAAGAAUUUUUUUAUGUUUUAAUUAUUACAUUAUAUUUCUUGUCUGUGAUGUUACUAUUUCUUUCA